Leptopilina heterotoma is the source of this 4473-nucleotide messenger RNA. RefSeq names its product ATP-binding cassette sub-family C member 4-like. The coding region runs from base 1 to 4071 and encodes 1356 amino acids. Gene Ontology annotation, cellular component: membrane. Gene Ontology annotation, biological process: transmembrane transport. Gene Ontology annotation, molecular function: ATP hydrolysis activity; ATP binding; ABC-type transporter activity. The transcript is spliced from 14 exons. The record is from RefSeq and is a predicted model, not a curated record. NCBI's taxonomy places the organism in Eukaryota, Metazoa, Arthropoda, Insecta, Hymenoptera, Figitidae.
AUGGAUGGAAGAAAAACGACUACAAAUCCAAAUCCAAGGGAAGGAGCUUCUUGUAUAUCAGUGUUAUUAUGGUGGUGGACUGUACGUCUAUUCAAAACGGGAUAUACAAAAGAAUUAGGAACAGAAGAUUUAUUUCAUCCAUUAAAAGAAGACAAAUCAUCCUUUCUUGGCGAUAGAUUAGAAAAAACUUGGAACAAAGAAGUGAAAAUUACAAACAAUCGUAAAGAAAAAAUAAGUUUAUUGAAAGUAAUUGGUCGGACUUUCGUAUGGGAAUAUUUUCUCCUUGGUAUACUUCAGAUAUUUAAUGAAUUAAUAUUAAGAUUGGGAACACCAAUACUUUUGAGUGGUUUUCUACAGUAUUUUAGACCAAAAACCGAAGUACCUUACCAAACAGCACUUUUGUUUGCUGGAGGAAUAUGUCUUUUUUCAUGUUUAACUGUGAUCAGCUUAAAUCAAUCCAUUUAUGGAUCUUUACACGUGGGAGGCAGAAUACGUGUUGCAAUAUGUUCACUUGUUUACAGAAAGGCCUUGAAACUUAGCAAGACUGCCCUAGAAGAAACGGCUCGAGGAAAAAUAGUUAAUUUAGUCGCAAACGAUGUCAACAGAUUUGAUUUCGUGUCGAUUUUUAUCCAUUAUAUGUGGUUAGCUCCUCUCUCAGCUUUAAUUAUCGCAUAUUUAUUAUACUCUGAAGCUGGAUAUGCUGGACUUAUUGGAAUUGCUGUUGUUUUCGUCGUCGUUCCAAUUCAAUCGUUCACAGGAAAACUGUCGUCAAUUUAUAGAUCGCAAACUGCAAUCAAAACGGACGAGAGAGUGCGACUUAUGGACGAAAUAAUCUCAGGAGUUCAAGUGAUAAAAAUGUACGCUUGGGAAAAACCGUUUUGCGCUUUGGUGGAAAAUGCUCGCAAGCAAGAAUUAAAGAUAGUCACAAAAACCUCUUACAUACGGGGAAUUUUUAUGACUUUCAAUAUAUUAACAUCAAAACUAGCACUAUUCGCAACUUUACUGACAAUGAUGUUGUAUAAGGAACCAUUAACAGCCGACAGAGUCUUUGUCUUCGCGUCAUAUUAUUCUGUUCUUUCGAACACAAUGUCCACUAUGUUCGUUCGAGGAAUUACGGAAAUUGCAGAAUGUCUAGUGACUGUUCGAAGAUUGCAACAUUUCUUAUUGUAUAAAGAGUAUCAAGAAAUAUAUCCUCAUUUGCAUCGGUCUUGCACUAUCAAUGGGACAAGUAAAAUGAAUGACAAGGAAAAUUCAACUAAAAUAGAUAUUCCUUUCAUUGUAAUGGAUGAUCCGCCAGAGACUUGGGCCAUCAAACUAGACAAUGUAACAGCAAAAUGGGAGCCUGGCCAGUCAGAAAAUACCCUGGAGAAGGUUAACCUGGAAAUAGAGACCGGAAAACUGUACAUGGUCAUCGGAAUGGUGGGAGCCGGCAAGAGUUCCCUGCUCUCUGCAAUCCUCAAAGAGAUCGCACUCACGGAGGGAAGCAUCAGAGUCAAGGGAGGCUUGAGUUACGCAGGUCAGGAAUCCUGGGUCUUCGGGUCGUCCGUGAGGCAAAAUAUUCUCUUCGGCCAGCCCUACGACAGACAGCGGUACCAGAGAGUCGUCAAGGCGUGCGCCCUCCUCAGGGACUUCAAGCAGUUUCCCCAAGGGGACCAAACCAUCGUCGGAGACAGAGGCAGCUCCCUGUCCGGGGGUCAGAAGGCCAGGAUAAAUCUGGCGAGGGCCGUCUACAGGCAGGCCGACAUCUACCUGUUCGACGAUCCUCUCAGCGCGGUGGACGCGCACGUGGGGAAGCACUUGUUCGAAGAGUGCAUGAAGCACUAUUUGUCCGGAAAGACUCGAAUUCUGGCGACUCAUCAGCUUCAGUACAUCAAAGGAGUCGACGCGAUUAUUCUUCUCGAUCAGGGCAAGAUGCAAUUCUACAAGAAUUAUCAGCAGCUCCUCCAAAAUCAUCCUGAGUACAUGCCGCUUAUUGCAGCGGAAACUAAUCCGGAAAAUGCCGAUGAUUCCUUCAUGGAAAGAAGUACGAUGCGACGACAGUUUUCUACUUCGAGCAAUAGGAGCAAAGCGGCAGAUGGUGGUGAUAAUACGGAUGGUGAAGAUGAGGAAGAGCCUACAACUGAUGAAUUGGUUGAUAAAUUGGUAGAAAGAACCUCAAGAGGUACUGUCAAGGGUUCACUAUUCUUGAAUUAUUUUAGAUCUGGAGCUAAUUUAUUCUUCGGCUUUCUCGUACUUGUUUUGUUUGUUCUAACACAGUUGGCUGCCAGUUUGGAUGACCUUUAUAUUUCUUUUCUGAUAACAGCAGAAGAAGCAAAAGUAUACAAAAUGGCAAAUAUAACAAUAAAUCGGAAAGACGAGGGCCUCUUUAAGGUCCAACCAUGGUCGCAGGAAGUUUACAUUUAUGUAUAUAUUGGAAUAGUGACAUCGAUAUUUUUGAUUGGUAUUACGAGAUCGUUUGUUUUUUACGCAUUAUGUAUGCGAGCGAGUCAACGAUUGCACGAUAUGGUAUUUAGUGCCCUGAUUAGAACAGGAAUGCGCUUUUUUGACACAAAUCCAAACGGACGAAUUCUUAACAGAUUUUCAAAGGACUUAGGAGGUAUUGACGAAUUACUGCCAAAGAGCCUCUUGGACGCAGGGCAAGUAACCAUGGUGUUAAUGGGAAGUCUGAUUGUCACUUGUAUCGUCAACUAUUACUAUAUCAUUCCAAUUAUCCUAUUUGGUACCAUGUUUUAUUGGAUUCGAAAAGUUUAUCUCAAGACAAGUAAAAAUAUAAAACGACUGGAGGGAAUAACUCGUUCGCCGAUUUUCACACAUCUCAACACAACUCUGAAUGGAUUGACAACGAUUAGAGCUUUUGGAGUUGAAGAAGUACUCAAACAUGAAUUUGACAAACUUCAAGAUUUCCACACCUCGUCCUGGUUUAUGUUUCUUACAACAAGUUCAGCAUUUGGAUUUUCAUUGGACGUUUUUAGUUUUAUUUUAACGACUCUGGUGACUUUUAGUUUUCUCAUUAGCAGUGAUCCGUCAUCUGAGAAUGGAGGAAAAGUUGGUCUGGCUAUAACUCAAGUGAUGUCAAUGUUGGGAUUGAUUCAAUGGGGAAUGCGUCAGAGUGCAGAAGCAGCAAAUCAAUUGAUGUCGGUUGAAAGAGUUUUAGAAUAUGUUGAACUUCCUCCAGAGCCUAAUUUACGAGACAAAGGAGUAAUUUCCAAAAAGAAAAUGAAACAAACUCUACCUGACUCUUUUGUUACGCCUCCUUCAAAUUGGCCAAAUAUGGGCAACAUUGCAUUCAAAAAUAUGUACUUGAGAUAUUCUGAUGAUGAUCCUCCAGUUUUGAAAGGCGUCAACCUCGUCAUUCACCGGUCGGAAAAGGUUGGAAUUGUUGGUAGAACCGGCGCUGGGAAAUCGUCUCUAAUCGCCGCUCUUUUUCGUCUCGCGAAAAUCGAUGGAGUCAUUGAAAUCGACAAUAUAGACACGGGAACCGUUUGUUUGGAAGAUCUUCGCCAACAAAUUUCUAUUAUUCCACAAGAUCCGGUUCUAUUUUCAGGAACUAUCAAAAGAAAUUUAGAUCCCUUUAACGAAUUUUCAGAUAGUCUCCUGUGGGAAGCUCUCGAUGAGGUGGAACUGAAAGAAGCGAUUGCGGCCGUUAACGGAUUGGACAGUCGAGUGUCCGACAGAGGAGGCAAUUUCAGCGUUGGACAACAGCAACUGAUUUGCCUCGCGAGAGCAAUUCUAAGAAACAAUCGUAUUCUAAUGCUGGACGAAGCCACAGCGAACGUGGAUCCUCAGACAGAUGCUCUGAUUCAAAGAACCAUAAGGACUAAAUUCGCUUCUUGCACUGUACUCACAGUUGCUCAUCGAUUAAAUACGAUCAUGGAUAGUGAUAAAGUUUUAGUCAUGGACAGAGGACGAAUGGCGGAAUUCGAUCAUCCGCACAUUCUUCUGCAAAACCAAUACGGACAAUUUACCUCCUUAGUUAGAGAAACUGGACGAGCUAUGUUCGAUCAAUUGUGCAAAGUUGCCGAACGAGCAUACUUAUCAAAACACGAGGACAAUCCAUCAGAUUAUAAUUAGUAUUGCCGUGAAAUAUUAUUUACCAUUUAACCAGUGUCUUAUUUUAUUUUUUAAAAUGACUAGUUUUUAAUGAAGUUUGAAAAUAUCGGAAAUCUUAAACAGCUCUUUGAAGACCAUUAAAUUUUAAUACUCUGAACAAUAAUUCAAUUUUUCAAAAUUUAAAUUUUUUUCCAAAAUUACAGUAGAAUCUUUCAAUAGUGCAGUCAUUAGUGAAUUGAGUAGACAAGGGGUUUCAGGAGGCAAAGGGAAAGGGAAUCUGUGACGUCAAAUACAGUGCCGUCGCUCAUUUGAUUAUUUAGUAUUAUUUAGUGGUGCCCGGUAUUUAGUAGUGGGCGACCCUUAAUUUUCUGGACACAGACCUGAAUGUUUUAAUUUUUGCUUGCUUCGAACAGUGCACAAUAU